UCGUCCGCCGCUGCUCGUGCUGUGUGCUGUGUCCGCCGGCUGGUGCCGCCAUGGGGUCCAAUUCGUACCGAGUGGGGGGCGGGUGCUCGCCCGGUUCGGCGCUACGCUGCGGCAGGAAGAGCCGCUUCGGAUGGAUGCAGCAUGUCAUCACCGUGCUGGCCUUCGUACUGUUCGUGGUCGGCUGUACGAUGAUCGGCUACAUGGGCUGGGUGCUCUCCACGUCAGUGACCGUGGCGCGCUUCAUGUCUGGGGAGCUGAUUUUCACCUACGUAGUCAUCUCACUGGGCUUUGUCUAUUUCUUCUCUGGCCUGGUCGGCUGGGUGUCGUCCUUCUCUGAAAACUACUGCCUUCUUCGACUGUUCAUGUCCCUGGUUCUACUGCUGGUAAUUGGUCAAGUUGGAGGACUUAUCACCCUUUACGCAAUGCAAUUCAAGCUGUACGACAUGCUCAGAGUAAGCUGGAACGAGAUCAACCAAGAUACCCGUAAUUUCGUCCAAAAGUCGCUGGAGUGUUGCGGUUUCACGGGCCCCAAGGAGUUCGCCUACACGGACUCGCUGCUGGACAGCACCUGCUACGAGGAGACACCUCCGGAGGGAGUCUAUACGAGCGAGACGCGGUCCGUCCAGGAGCUCCGUCAGGACGGCUGCGGCCCGCUACUGCAGAGCUGGCUGGAGACCAACAAGGUGACCUGGGUGCCGGCGCUGGCCUGUCUGGCCGGCCUGCAGAUUCUCACACUCUGCAUCACCAUCUACGUCAUCAAGCGGAAGCGCAAGUCACACCGAGGCUCGAGGUCCAGUUCAACGCGGCAGCUGCACGAUUAUAUCGAGUGAGACUGUAUCCGGGGUGGGGCGACGCCGGCAGUGAUUGAGACGAACUGGUAUCCUAGUGAUGUCGGUGGCAAAAUGAGGACCCUGAGACAGCGUCAGGUGUGGUAGAGGUUACAGAAAUGGUUGACUAGAGCUGACCUGGUUCAACUGCAAGUGGAUUAGUGGUUGGUGCGAGCUGCUGGAGAUAUGACCUACAGCGUGGAGUUAAACCUGAUAAGUCCAUGACACGGGGGCCUCAACGCAGAUGCGAAACGCUCAAGGAAAGUUAAUGUUAAUGAUGGAACACGACGUGAGACGAAACUGAUGUAAUCGAAAUCGACAGUGCUUUUUCUGAAAAUAAUCCGAUAGAUAAGUGAUGUCGAUAUCUCUUCCUUAUAAUGCGCUUACGGCACCCAAAUUAUUGCUAAACAUUACGAUAGAUUUUUCGUUAAUCAAAUUCCAUUAUAACGGCUAUGCUGGCCUUUAUAAGAUAAAAAUGAUUUAUAAACGCCAUUUUAGGUGUAUACAGCAUCAAGUUGAGUGUAUUGUAUGCGCGUAUUUUUUUCUCUAGGGUUUUUUCACCGAUCGAUAUUUGUCCUCGCACAGGUGCUUUUUAAACUCGAUCAGUGCAUUUGUACUUAUUAGCUCGUGAUGAUUUGGUGAACUUGUCAAGUCUUUCGUGUUCCGUCAUACAGUCAAUGAUCGCUACUGAAAUGUCCUUAAUUUCAUUUUGAGACAUGACUUGUAUUUAUUUUGCACCAACCUCUCGUUACACAUCCGCAUGGGUUUGGCUUAUGUGCAUGCAUAUUGUAAAUUAAGUGGAAAUGGCGCACUGAAACUGUACAGUUAUGCAUAAGUCCGAUGGCCACUGUAAAUAUGUAUGACUUCGGGCCUGUCUUUGAAUACGUCAAUGAGAUCAUUGAAAUGUAAAUGAAUGUGAAAUGUAUAUUAGUUCCGUAUGCAUGGUUCAUCUCAUUUUCAUUUACUCCCCCCCCCCCCUCAACGAACUUCAACGAACCUGCAACAUCCAUAUGUGUGUUUGUGUGCGAAUCUGUUGCAUGGAAGUGUUUGGGGUGGUCGUUGCUUAGCGCCCGUAUUCGCAAAAUCUGUACCAUAACUAAUCUUAAUAAAUAUGAACUACUUAUGAACGUUUUA
Amphibalanus amphitrite is the source of this 1961-nucleotide messenger RNA. RefSeq names its product tetraspanin-9-like. The transcript is spliced from 7 exons. Bases 51 to 830 code for a protein of 259 amino acids. The record is from RefSeq and is a predicted model, not a curated record. NCBI's taxonomy places the organism in Eukaryota, Metazoa, Arthropoda, Thecostraca, Balanomorpha, Balanidae. Gene Ontology annotation, cellular component: membrane.